This is a messenger RNA of Caenorhabditis remanei, 426 nucleotides long. RefSeq lists its product as uncharacterized. Lineage: Eukaryota; Metazoa; Nematoda; Chromadorea; Rhabditida; Rhabditidae. Bases 1 to 426 code for a protein of 141 amino acids. The record is from RefSeq and is a predicted model, not a curated record. The transcript has a single exon.
AUGAGUUUCAGAGGAGGAGGCGGCCGCGGUGACUGGCUCAACCCACUGUACAAUGAGAACUAUAAUGCUAUAAAAGUGACCGAACUGAAAGAACGCCAACUCAAACUCAUCGAUUGCUACCUGAAUCAAGUGUUACCGAUGAAAACGGAAAUUCCAGCUCUCCGUUAUCGACAUGACGUUUUGGCAAUGAUCUCUGUCGGAGAAUGGGUCUUCUAUGCUUUCUUCCGCGUUUGCUAUUCAAUCUAUCAUCUGUCAUACAACUGGUCUAACAAGGAGAUUCGAGAAGUUGACACUAUGGACGCUGCAAUCUCUGGAGCCGUGUUUUUGUUUUUCAGUCUGUGGCUGAUCUACUGGUAUUUUUCAAAGUUGGCUACGUCUCCUGUUAAACACACAAAGCAAGCUGACUGUGGAGCAGUCCACUUCUGA